AUGUUGUGCGAGGAAGUAUUUUAUUUUCCUAGCGACUUCAACGUAAGCUACCUGCCUUUUUGACUCAGUUCUUUCCUCCACAGGGCAGACCCAAGAGCUGUAUCUCUGCAAACCUUUACAAGGGUCCUAUAAACCCAAGUGCAUUUCAGAUAUAUAGGCCCGAAGCAUACUAUUUCCGAGAUCCUAUAGUUUCUUGGAAUCGCAAAAGAUCUCGCUACCCGCCAGCUCGGCAUCGAGUCAAUAUCUUCGGAUUUUACACCUUGUCAAGGAGGGUACAGCGACACUGUUGAUGUACUGCUCAAAAGUGACCAACAUGUCAUUAUCCAAUUCCGAUCCUCUCCUCUACAUAAAACUCACGACUCUAUCCACAAAAUUGCACGCCAGCUUCUCGGAGACAAGGUACCAAUGAUCAUUGCUCUCAGGGAUAAUUUAUUAGGAGAAAAAUAUGGUUAUACAUACCUCAUGCCAUGCAUUCCGGAAAGAACUCUCAACGACGUCAACACGCGCGCUGAAUGGACUGAUCAUCAAUUUCUCAACUUUGCUGGUUCGCUUGGCAAGGUGUGCGGUCAGUCAUUCUAUACGACUUCAAUCGGACAAGCUGAGAUCCCAAAUUCUGAUACAGUUAUUUCCACUGCUUGA
Messenger RNA from Hymenoscyphus albidus, 639 nucleotides. The record is from the annotation of a GenBank genome assembly. Lineage: Eukaryota; Fungi; Ascomycota; Leotiomycetes; Helotiales; Helotiaceae.